Culex quinquefasciatus (southern house mosquito) is the source of this 806-nucleotide messenger RNA. RefSeq lists its product as uncharacterized. The transcript has 2 exons. Lineage: Eukaryota; Metazoa; Arthropoda; Insecta; Diptera; Culicidae. Bases 1 to 414 code for a protein of 137 amino acids. The record is from RefSeq and is a predicted model, not a curated record.
AUGAUACUGACUACAUACACACUCUAUACACACCUCAGUAUCAGAAGUGAUUUGCCCUUAGACUGCGCCCCACUUCAGCUCAUAAUUUUUGGAUCGUCGUCGAGGCCACAUCAGCUGCAGCAGAAGAGGGCGCAGAAGGCGAAAAUUUCCCUAGGCAGCCCAACGGACAAACAACGAAGAACAUCCGCUGCACCGCAGGAGAAGCAAACCACAGGCCAAGGUUCCGAAGGAGAGAGGAAACCGGCCAAGCCCGCGGCCCGUCCGCUGGUUGACGAAACGAAUCUGGCCACCAUCACCCCGAAGGAUCGGAACUUCGGAACGAAUCGCCACUGCAGACCAUCGGGAAAGAAGAAGAGCAGCUCCUCCACCAUCGCAAGUGUAACGGACAAGAAGCAAAAGCCCCGCCGCAAGUAGCACUUAGGAACGUGGUGCUGAUGCAGGUUGACCCAGACCAAAGCCAUGGACAUCUUCCUCAACGUUGACAGGAGAAGCGGCCCGAAUGAAGCACUACACCUCGCGGAAGAUUUGAUAAACAAACGGCCCUUUUCAGGGCCACCAAAUAUCUCACGAAAGAGUUGUUCCUUCAAAAUUUCCCUCUAAGAAUGUUCCCUAAAAAUUUAAAAAAAGAUCGAAUAAAAAUCAUUUCACCACAGAGUUAGCAUGAAACCACUGUUUCUGUGUGGUAGAAUGUCAUACGCGCUUGUGUGUGUGUGUGUGUGUGUGUGUGUGUGUGUGUGUGUGUGUGUGUGUGAGCACGGAGAGGGAAAAAUCGCCUGCUGCAAAAAUGCACAAGUCAGAAUAACUGU